AUGAGGCCUGUUAUUGAAAUAGAUGAUAAAAAGCAGGUCAGAGGGCACAGAGUUUCCUGACUAAAGCUUAAGAUCUUCCCAGGACAGACAAUGGUAAAGGAUGAACAGACCUCGUUCCCUGCUCCAUACAAUACGAUAACUGGGGUUAAGAAUCCAAAGCCAAUGAUUAUCAAAGUAGCCAUGCCUUUCACAAAAAUAUCAAAUAAGAAAAUGGCAGCACGACGAUUCUGAUUUAAGACAGACCCUCUAUAGUUUCACUGACACUGACUGGCUGGACAUGCAGUGGAGUCUCCAAAGUGGAGUACAUGCUUCACCUUUCACAGAAGUCGAAUCUUUACUGUGAAGGAGGAAGAGAUAAACAAUGUCAACACUUGCCGCCUUGUAUAUGCAAUUCUUCCUUCCUUUAUGCUAAUGAGAAAGUCAUAUCCGAGCCAGGCAACAAAAGCCCGUGGCUCAGGUGUUUCCUCUCUGACUACAGUGAAGGUGGCCAGGAAAUCGUCCCUGUGGCUGUUUCGUGACACAUAUGGUUUCUUUCAGACACAUCCUCCUUUAACUUCCUCCUUCAGUCCAGCGUGUUGCCAAAGUGGCUGCAGAAUCUAUUAGUCUGCGUUAUGGGGAUAGAGACAUUCGCUUUUCAUGCAGCGGUCUAAACUAUCUUAUCUUCCAGGAGCGGUUUGAUUGCUUCCAGAUGUUGGAGGCUGGUGUGAUUUCUCUGUGAUAUAAUCAUAAGCUGCUGUUGACGAAUCUACUCGUCGUGUAAAAAUGAAUGACGUUUUAUUCCAGUUUGAAUGAGAUGUAGUGCGCUGCCCUGACAGGCUCACUCAUUGGAGGAAAUUGGAUGGGCAACGUAAGCGCUCCUCUUGAAUGGGAAAAUAGCAGAGGAGGAAAAACAGGCUGAGCAACACGCACUCUGUGUAAGAGCAGCCAAGCAGCGUCCACUCACAGAGACAGAGAGGGACUGAGCCUCUAGAUGCAGCCACUAGAAGGAACUCAUUGUCAUUUUUUGGAGUAAACACAUAUUCGCCAUCGGGGGUUUCCUUUUUCUUUCUUUCUUUCCUUCUCAUUUUCUUUUCUUUUUUUAAAAAAAUCACAGGAUUCACGUCAUUAGGAGCCGUGCGCGCAUUCCUCGGCAGGAUUUGCGCAUCUCCAACAGCAAAUUGUUUUCAUGCUUUACGCGCUGUUUUAAUUGACCAUCCGGGGAGAAAACAACAGUCAUGCUCCAGCGGCGGCUGGCGAAGCGUUUCAUCUGAAAUUUUUGUUAUUUAAAAAAGAGGAAAAAUGGAACAACAGCAGCAGCUCUCCAAACCAGAAUGCAGAAACAUGGACUCGUGUCUCAGACGUCUGAAGCAAGAGCUGGUGUCUAUGAAAGAAGCUGGUGAUGGCCUCCACGCUCAGAUGAAUACGAUGAUGGGAGCCCUCCAGGAACUCAAGCUCCUUCAGGUCCAGACCGCCCUAGAAAGCCUCGACAUUUCGGGGCGCCCCGUUAACCGAGGAAUCCCGCAUCCAGCUUCGGUGGCUCCUCCUGACCCGUCACCUGCAGCAGCUUCAGCCUCAGGAAAGGAUCACGUGUCCUGCUUUAGACAAAGUAUGCACGUGGAGCAAAGCCCAAGUCCGAUGCCAAGUCCGAGGGCGUCUUUGGAAAGCAGAAACUCCUUCAGUCGAGAUGAUCGGAGUCCAUCGCAAAACAGAAGCAGCCUGGGUACGUCAUCUUCCUCUGCCUCCAGCUUGCAGAGUGAGAGUGAAGCGAGUGAAAGAAGUGCAAGAAGCACAAGGAGCAGGAACGACCUUGAGUCUAUACCUAAGAGGUGGUCAGGAUACGCUGCCCCUCAGGUGGAUUUCUAUGGACCAGUGGUGGGAAACCCUCCCCCAGAACCCUACCCCCAUCCACAGGCUCCCUGUCGAGCACAAGCGGUGGACCUGCCUGGGAUCUUGUACAGCCUCUCCAGAGAGGGCCCUUCGCUGGAUAGUGACUACUCCCAAGACAGCGCGGACGAUGCCAGCGACUGGACUUCUUCGCUCAUGAGCCGCAGCCGCAACCGUCAGCCCUUAGUGCUGGGUGACAACGUAUUCGCAGACCUCGUAGGCAACUGGCUGGACCUGCCUGAGGUUGAGAGGGAGGAAGGAGAAGAGGAGGAAAGGAGGAGGACGAGGAGGGAGGAGAGCAUGGUGGACGGUGGGGAGGACAGACCUGACACCCCAGCCCAUCCUCUCCGCCUCAGUCGCUCGCAGGAGAUAUGCAGAAAGUUCUCGCUCACCACGAACAUCUUCAAGAAGUUCUUGCGCAGCGUCCGGCCCGACAGGGACAAGCUGCUCAAGGAGAGGCCGGGCUGGAUGGCUCCAGAGCUGCCAGAGGGAGACCUCUUCAAAAGGCCCAAGAAAGUGGCUCCCAAAAGUUCAAAAGGCAGCUUUUAUCUGCCUUUCUGGGCGAGCGGACAGCAGGGCAAAGGCAGACAGUGUCUGCAUCUAGCUGAGGCGGAGAGGAGCCACCAUCAACAUCAACACUUCCCCCAGUUCCACCAGCAGCCAUUUGCAGGGAUUUAUUUAGACAGGAGGCAGCCAGAGACCGGCCGGGAGAAAAUGCAGCACUUGUUUGACUACAACACAGCUGUGUGGGUCUGACAGCGAGGCUCGGCCAACAGACUGCCAGCGAUGCCAGACUGAGCGUAUGACAGGUGUUGGGGGGGUUGCGGCUGUGAUGGCAGAGAGUGAGUGGAUGAAUGGCAGGCGUGGAUACGAUUAUCUUCCAAAAAUGAACUGAUAAACUUCACAUUCUCACGUGUGUCCUCUGACAGAGAUUCUCAUUAUUUUGUCUGACAAUCCAAAAAAAAAAAAAACUGAACCUCGUUUGGUGUGCGUGUGCUGGAUGGAGAGUGUCUGAGACAGAGAUCUUUUUCAGGAUUUAUGCUACAGGUUUUUGUAUGAUUCAAAUUUCUACACGUGUGCAUGUUUGACUGGAUGCUCUAGUUGUCUUCAAAGAUGGUACAUUGAAAUGGACAUCUUUCUCAGAAUGUCACCACCAGUGCAGAUCUUUAUAAAAAAAAAAAUAAUAAAAGAGGAGUUUUUCACUUCUAUUCUAUGCUACAGGACACAGUCUCUCCUGUCAAACACAUGUGCAUCUAUGAAUAGGAACGCACAACUGUUGAAUUGCAUGGUUACCCUUUUUAUAAGUGACGCCACAAACAGCUGUUACUGAACGCACUGCCACUAAACAAGCUCCCUUUCGUUUCCAAACACCUUGGAAACUCAGGUUUGACUGAACACGUCUCAUUCAACUUUCUCAGGGAAUGAAUGCCAGACAGGAGAAAAAACAAAUGAGACACUGUCACAUUAAAAUACAUCUUAUCUAUGACAUAACAGCAAUAUGAUGCAUGACUAGAUCAGAGACACGGUGAACUUUGUCUCCCGUAAUUAGCAACGUUGUGCUUGCUGUCGUGUUCGAAACAAUCACUUUUCUUCUCGGCCGUGUAGAAUUGGCAAAUGUUGAGUCAACUGAAAAGUCCUCUCGGGUUUUUACGCAGAGAGAGGAGGGGGCAAGAAUGGCAGCGCCAACAAUGAGUACAGACUAACUGACAGCCAUCUGGUACCCGGACGUUAUGUAAAGCAUGUUCGCCACGAGCUCGAAGAACAGAACGGGCUCAUUUAAUCCCAAAGCUUUGUCAUUGAACCGAAAGAUGACGACAGUGUUGCCUACUGUACAUAUCCAAGGGUGAAUGCAUUACAGGGCUGUAACGGAGACAGGUCAUUUGAGGUAAACACCCACAGUCUGUGUCAGGCAGGACUAAAUGUACAGGACAUUGUACAUAUGUCAUCAACCGAACAGCAGCAAUACGACGCAUUCAUUGUAAUUUCCCACAGCAUGAUUUUUAUUAUUCUUCACAGAUAAGCAGCAAUGUAAACAACACUUUAACUAGUUAAACCACAAACUCAUAACUUCAUCUUUGUCCUACAGUAUUUAUUCUCUUGUAAACUGCUUCAUUGUUUUGCAUCUCUUAACAGUUGAAAUCAAACUACAGCUUCGGUCACAAAUUCCCUCAGGAUUACGGAUGACACUGCCCACUUUUAUCUUUUUGAGGACCACUGUUAUGCAAGGACAAUCUGAUGAAUUGUUAUGAAAAGAAAAGAAAAAAAAAACAUUUCACUCAGUUUUGAAACGUAAUACCAGACCAAUCAACUCAGUCAGCAGGGAUUAGGCCAGAGGUCUUUUGAGUGUCUUGGCCAGUCGAUCCAUAUGGUGCAGUCUCAGUAUUCAGGUCAAUACGUACAGCACAUUCAGAUGGUCCAACACACAAACAAGCAGUUUCUGCUCCUGAGACGGCCGCGCCAUAAGGCGCAGUCUGCGAUGUCGUAUCACACAGUAUGUUAGCGUGACAUUCGUUUCUUCCUGUUAAAAAGUGUAAAUUUUCAGCACUGUUGUUGAUAUUUUUCACCAGGAUUCUGCGAACCUUCAGUCGUGAAUACGUGUCAUGUGCACUGUAAAAUUGUCACUGACUCUUUGUAAAUUAAAUCUGUUUUCAGAAAGAAA
Mugil cephalus (flathead mullet) is the source of this 4522-nucleotide messenger RNA. It is a transcript of the gene inka2, whose product is annotated as inka box actin regulator 2. The transcript is spliced from 2 exons. NCBI's taxonomy places the organism in Eukaryota, Metazoa, Chordata, Actinopteri, Mugiliformes, Mugilidae. Bases 1279 to 2619 code for a protein of 446 amino acids. The record is from RefSeq and is a predicted model, not a curated record. Gene Ontology annotation, cellular component: nucleus. Gene Ontology annotation, molecular function: protein kinase binding; protein serine/threonine kinase inhibitor activity.